UGUGAUGAGGAGAAAGGGAAGGAAUAUGGCCCCAUAUGGGGUUGUGUUUUUACGUCUUUUGAGCUAGUGUCUUGAGGUGAAAUUGGCAUUUAAAGUUGCUAUCAUAUCAGAAUGUUAGUCAAAACCCCUCCAUUGCAGUGAAAAAAGAGUAAGAAGGAAAGGACAGGCUAAAGGAAAUGACAGAGAAAAAAUGAGAUCUUGUAAAACCAAGAGUAAAAAAUUUUGACAUAUCGGGUGUGCUUUGGGAUUUCAAUAUUAUACUAAUAAUAGUUCGUCUUCACAUUCCUUACCAAAAACAGUGAAAACUUGUGAAAAUCUAGGACUUCUCAGGUCACCUUCAAUCAAAGACGACUCCUUUUUUUUCUUCAAUUUGUUUUCUUUUUCUUUAAUUUGCCCCCACCCAUCACCCUUUUUACCUGUUCAUGGAUCCCAAGGGCUCCAAGCCGCCUCCGCAGGAAGUACCCAACUUCUUGAGCCUGCCACAACAACCCCAGCAACAUCAACAACACCCACAACCACAGCAACAGCAGCAACAGCCUCAAAACAUGGGUGAGAAUAAACCAGCUGAAAUCAAGGAUUUUCAGAUUGUCAUUGCAGAUAAAGAAGAAGGAAAGAAACAACAGUUGGCCCCAAAGAGAAGUUCUAACAAAGACAGGCAUACCAAAGUUGAAGGAAGAGGUAGAAGGAUAAGGAUGCCUGCUUUAUGUGCAGCUAGAAUCUUUCAGUUGACCAGAGAAUUGGGUCACAAAUCUGAUGGGGAAACAAUACAGUGGUUGUUACAACAAGCUGAACCAUCAAUAAUGGCCGCCACGGGGAGCGGAACGAUACCAGCGUCUGUUUUGGCAGCAGCUGGAGGCUCAGUUUCACAACAAGGGGCCUCUCUAUCCGCAGGAUUGCACCAAAAGAUGGAAGAGUUAGGGGGGUCCAGUGUAGGGUCAGGGAGCAGUAGGACCAGUUGGGCAAUGGUUGGCGGCAAUUUGGGGAGACCCCAUCAUGUGGCAACAGGGUUAUGGCCCCCAGUCAGUGGUUAUGGAUUUCAGUCAUCAUCUGGUCCAUCUACAACAAAUUUAGGUAGUGAAAGUUCUAAUUAUCUGCAAAAGAUUGGGUUUCCUGGUUUUGACUUGCCAGCUACUAACAUGGGUCCGAUGAGUUUCACCUCAAUCCUGGGUGCGGCUAACCAGCAGCUCCCUGGUUUGGAACUUGGGUUGUCUCAAGAUGGUCCUAUUGGGGUUCUAAAUCCGCAAGCUUUGAGCCAGAUUUAUCAGCAGAUGGGGCAGGCUAGGCUUCACCAGCAACAGCAGCAUCAGCACCAGCAGCAACCCCCUGCUAAGGAUGAUUCCCAAGGAUCAGGCCAGUAAAGUUGUAAACUUUGGCAGCAAGAUAAAAGAAGUAGCUUGCCUGAGAGAGGAUGCCUUUUUCUUGUGAGGUUUCACACUUUCAGUAUUGAAUAAUUGGGAAAAAAAGUGAGAAAAAUGGAUACUAUGCCUCUCAGAAUUCUAUAGGGACUGGAUGGAUUUUGUUUUGCCCCCCUUCUUCCUUUGCACUGCAUCACCCAAGUUUCUAUUGCAGAGGUGGAGCUUUGCGCAGCCUAGUAGUUUGGGUUUGGGCUUAACUUCUUGUUUGAUUCAGAGGUGUGUUGAUUCAGAUAUAAGGCAAAUUUAUUUUUUUUCUUUUUCUCUAGGUCUGAAUGGAGUGGCAAUCAGUUUGUUUGUGAAAUUAAACAUAGAAAUUUACAGUCAUACAUGCCCAUUUUCAUCUUAGAUAAAGUAAGAAUUCGUAUUUCUCUAAAUGAAUAUAUUGUUGCGCAUAAAGGGCCAAUUAUUGAUUACCUCUGGAUGCCAGAGGCAUGCUUGGUUCCUGCUAUUGCAUGUCUUAUAACAUAUAAGAACCUAGUUCUCUUGUCAUCACUUCAAAAUUGUUCUUCUGCGCUGAUCUUACCUCGUUGGGAAAACUCUAUUAGCUUAUUUCCUUCUUUGUUGAACCCCAUAUAUUUUUCUUUCUUUAUUAUUCCUAAAUUUUCAUCGCAAUGGAUUAAUUUUUAUUUAUGGAAUUUGUAUCCACUCACUGCUUGACAUAUUAGGGAACUUCACUUAGCAUAUAUAUAACAUUGGAUGUGUCAUUAAGUUUUUAUCUCUUCUCUGUUUGAUGUUGAGCAAGAUUAUAUACAUGAGCCUUGUCUCAAAAUUUCUGCAAAUUUCUAUUGGCAAAUUCAUAUAUCUUUAGGCCAUCUACUUCAUAUUAUUCUAGAAAUGCUUUUAUGUUUAUGCAAGGAUUCAUACUUCGCAAGGAUGACUAGCCCUCUUAAAAUGAUGGAGUUUCAGGCAGUCUUCAUUAUCCAAACUGUCAUAAUUUACUUUUCCUAGCUCCGACUAUUCUUACUACUUGAUGAAAGGCUUGGACUCGACAUAAAAGUGUUGGUGAUAGCAAAUAGUCCUGCUCUUGCCCUCUGUCAACUGUAGUUUCUAACCUUGAGGCAAAUUAGAAUAUCUAAGGAACAAUUUCCAACAUCCAAGUUGGUUCUCAUUAAUUUAUGGCACGACAUGGCCUAAGUAGCUUUCUAAGCUGCCUGUGAACUGUUGCUCAAGGUACCAUGUUUUAAAGAAGCAAUGUAGUGGUGUGGGAAACCUUGACUCAAAGCUGUUAAAGAACCACAGAACCACUUUUUUACGAAGCUUCUGGAGCUAGCUUUUUCCCUAAGAGUUUUUAAUCAUUAACUAUAAAUGAGAAUACUGUGUACUGAUAUUUAAUUGAAACAUAGCCAUAUGCACUGAGGUAUACUUGGGAAAAUAUCAUGCAUAUACUUGUGUCAUCUUGACUUGGAUUAUCAGGUGGAAGCCAAUUCUACCAGAUGGUUUUGGACUAUCCACUCUCAUGCAUGUGUCUUUGAAAGGAUCACAUUUAGGACUGGAAAACUGGAGCAUUCAUGUCUGAGGUCUUCUCAUACUGAUAAAAUCCUUGCAUUUUUAUGUGUAGAUUUUUAAAAAAAUGUAUUACUUCAUAAACUAGUGUUUAAUAAGUAGCACAAUGACUUCUCUAUUGUUGCUGCUGCCUUAUGGUUGUUCGAUCUUUCUUUAGUUGUCUGUAUAUCUAUCCUAAUUUAAUUAGUGUUCAGGAUGAGCUUUCUCUAUUGGAAAGUAAUAGUUGAUUUGUGUUCAGUGUUUUCAUGUGAAAUCUAUGGCUGCUUUAAUAGUCUUCCAAGUUUUAGUUUCCUAGCAAUGAAGAUUUAUUGUGAAUAUUCUAAUACCAAGACAUCUGUUUUUUCUGUUUUUUGAAAAGUCAUGGACUCAAGCACAAAGCAAAGUUGACAACUUUGAUGAAUUUUUUACCUAAAAUACUUGAUGGAACUUUUAUCGAAUAAAUAAUGUAAGGUUAAGAAUUUAAAACAGUAAGCUUAAGGAAAUAGAGCAAGAAUGACAUUUCCUAACAUGUCAUUUAAAGAAACCAAUGACCAUAUCCAUGAGGUAAAAUUACUGUGGUCCUUACAUUUUUGGAACUUGGAUGUCUUGUGUGUAUUGAAAUUGACAGUUCAGGCUUGGAUGUCUUGUGUGCAUUGAAAUUGACAGUUCAGGUUAACUUUGUCCUCCACCAUUUCUGUAAUUGGCACUGAAGUCUUUGUCCUCCUUUGCUGUUUUCUAGUAGAGUAACUUCCUGUUGUAUUUUCCAUACUGCAGUCAUUGUUAAUUACUCCUAGUGGCAGCCUUCAGGUUGACUAUUGUCACACAUACUCUCUCGUGGUGCAUGACUAUAGGAAUCUUAAUCAGUCAUUUGAUUGUAUUAUUUUUGCCACCCUCCUUGUUUUAGUCUCCUAGGGUCCAAAUUCUAGGGUGCAAUUAGCCUGCCUAGUAAUAAAAUUUGACUUAAAAUAGCAUGGCUCGACGAAAACCGAGAUUGGUUUUUACUGGAGUCUCCAUUCUUUGAUUCGCCACCUAUCAUGAAAUCUCAAUGUUCUCAAUUCCUACCUGGUCCUUUGAGUCAUUGAGCAUCUCAUCCUGUUUUAAAUAUUGUUUCACUUGAUGUUGCUUUUCGGCUUACAAUAAUCAACAACAAAUCACAUAAUAUGUUCAUGAUGCUAAUAUGCUAAAGUAUCCAUUUAACAAAUUUGAGUAAGAUUUAUGUUCCAAAUAAUUGGAAAUAAAUUAUUUGCUUGUAUUCAAACUGCUCUUAAAUUUGGAUUGGUGUUGUGACAACAAAGGUCUGCACUCUGCCGUCAAUAUCGCAUUGCAAAAGGGGUUUUAAAGAGUUUUAUAGUCACAUUACACAUCUGUUCAGCAUGCAUAGGCUUAAAUUUUGUUGUUUCACAGCAUAAGCAUGGCUCCCUUGUCCUUGAAAGUUUCAAGGUAGCCAUCACAUUGAAGAAGUUGCUUGUUGAAAAUUUGAUGAGCUCUUAUUGUUGCUUGUUUUCCCACUGUGUAAAUAUGAGCCAAUUCGAACAUUUUUAGGUUCUCUGAGGUUAAAAGUAGAAGCUAAUGAACAUGUUUGUCGCUUGCCUAGAUUCCUAGAAUCAUGUUAUUGGUUUCAAAUU
Messenger RNA from Durio zibethinus, 4522 nucleotides. NCBI's taxonomy places the organism in Eukaryota, Viridiplantae, Streptophyta, Magnoliopsida, Malvales, Malvaceae. The record is from RefSeq and is a predicted model, not a curated record.